Phyllotreta striolata is the source of this 1884-nucleotide messenger RNA. The record is from the annotation of a GenBank genome assembly. Lineage: Eukaryota; Metazoa; Arthropoda; Insecta; Coleoptera; Chrysomelidae.
AUAGGCGCAAGGCGCAACUUCAGUCGGUUCUAAACCGCGACACCGAGCGCACCGCGAACAUUAUUAUUUUUGAGCCGGAGUUGGUGAGAGACGGCGCGCUUUCCAAUUUAUUUAUAUCCCGAAAUUAUAGAUGUUUCGAAUCGAAGUGGCGUAUUUUUAGUGGAUAAUUUCAUUAACGAGCCAUUGGUGGAAGAAUGCAGUUUCCGAUACAGCGGUCCUUGAAAAGGAAAGCUCGUUACAUCAGCUAAAGCGCCGAUUCAAUCAUGAGACACUUUUGCCAAAGGAAGAGAUAAAACACAAGGGAAAAUGUUAAUCAAAUUGUUCGAAACAGUGAUUUGCCUGUGCAUGUGUUUCUCGGUAAUAACUCCCUAUUUCGACGUAAAACCCAUUAGUGAACGGACUCCUAAAAAACACGUGCUCCCCAAAAUGGUGCAAUCGGAUUUUUCUGACAGUUACUACAAACAAUCUAGAUAUACAAAAUUCGACAAAGUAAUGACUCGAAUAAAUAAAAUGGACGUCGAAAUUCCCGACGAUGGGCCCUCCAAAAUUCGACAUAAAAAUUGGAACAGUCGUAAAGCCAUUUCUACCACAACCACCAAACCUACCACCACCACCGAAAUCGAUCUGUUUGCCGAAACUUAUGGAGAAAUAUCCGAUGAUGAAUAUUUCGACGAUUACGAAAACACAUUGGACGACGAAGACGACGAAUUGGAGUACGAAGACGAAGACGAGAAUCUCUUCGACGAGAUCCAAGCGGAGGAGCCCACGGAGAAACAACCAUCGAGCACAUCUCAGCCUCGAACAGUAUCCAAACUCACCGAAUACAAAUGGACCCAUUUCGGCACCAGAGCGAAGGUGGAGGAAUCCAUGAGGAACCAGCUGCACGCGAACCCAUCCAAAGAACAGAUCAACGUGAACGCGGUGAUGGAGCAUUACACUCGCGUCAAUCAGCAGUCCAUGUGCAAGAGGCCCCUGCUGAGAGUGAUACCGGUCCAACUGGAGCAUCCGGAUCCGACGAGGAGUUAUAUCCCCCCUUGUACAAUAUUAUACCGGUGCGCCGAUGACUCUGGUUGUUGCAAGAGGGACACGAAAUGCCAGUACAAAACGAGACAGCUAGUCUCGCUGUAUUUUUACGCGAAAGUGAUCGGGAGGGAGCACAGCACGAUUGAGAGAUUGGAGUUUUACAAUCACACGGAGUGCGCCUGUAAGGAGAGAACCGAACAGGUCCAGCCCGAGAGUGGAAAAGGCGCCGAAACGAAAUACCCGGAGAGAUUUUUCUUUAACAGAACUACAGAAAAAAAUUUGAUCGGCCAUAAAUGCAACUGUCCAACACCCUAUCAGGCGACGAGUAUUUCCCCGAAAUGCGUUUGCGACUGCGACAAAUUCGAGGAGGAUUGCAUACAGUUGAAGAAGGGAAAAGAGCAUUUCAGUAUGAUGAAUAGAAUAUGCAUUCAAGACGGGGAAUGUGGAAUUCCAACAUGCGAAUACGGUACUUACACGGUGGAAGAAGGUAAAUGUCCCACCAAACAAGACAAAUUGGAGGAUUUUCGUAAGAUGCGGAUCAAUAUGUAGAUACCAAUUAGCUGAUGUAUUUAUCAUAAAUAACGAAUAAGUAUAAUAUCUGUGAUCAUCUAGGAUUAGAAACAGAAAAAAAAGUAAUAAUUGUAAAAGAUCAUUAGAUAAAUUCGACGUGCCGCGGUGUCAAGUUCGAUAUAUUUAUAUUUUAAGUACCUACCUUUAUAAUUAAUUGAACUAUUCGUUUUUACGCUCGAUUUUAUAUGGUUAAAUUAAACGUUGUUUUCAGGUUUAUUGCUGAUUGACAUUUAUAUUACCUGUAUAUUCUAAUUAAAGUAUGAUAAGUCAUUUUGUAAUUGAAAUAAAAAU